AUGAAAUUCGAAAAUGUUAAAGUUACAAAGAAACGAGAUUAUUGUUUCUAUCUGAUACGACCAGGUGUCAUAAUUUCUUUUACUUUAUGGAUUAUAGAAGCAAUUGCCUUAUCGGUAAAAUUCUUAUAUGGUUCAUUUGAUUCAUUGGAAGAAGACGAAGUAUCGAGGAGCAUCGAUGAUUGUGUCCUUGCACUUUGUAUUAUUGUUUAUCAUGAGCAUACUUGGUCAUGCUUCGUUAAUUAUUUAUUCAUGGUAUUAAUUGUCACGUCGUUGAUUAACAAAAAAAGACAUUGUAAAGAUAAUCAAAAUUGCCUUAAUUAUGUAAAUACUGGUUUAUUUUGGUUGGGUCUUGCCGUGUUCCUUCAAAUUACUCUGCACGUAAAUAAAGCAGAGAGAGUUAUCAAUCGUUCAUCUAAUAAUUUAAUUGGACCUAGUUUAAUGAAGAUUAAAAUUGACAAAGAAUAUGAUCUUACUGAUCAAACUGUAUAG
Funneliformis geosporum is the source of this 489-nucleotide messenger RNA. Lineage: Eukaryota; Fungi; Glomeromycota; Glomeromycetes; Glomerales; Glomeraceae. The record is from the annotation of a GenBank genome assembly.